AUGCGAUCACGUUGCAAUUCCUUCAAGGCUGAAGGCCACCAUGCCUCUGUACAAACACGUCAAUGCGAGAGGUGUCACAAGACUUUCAAUGCAAAGGGGAUCACAAGCCAUGAGCGAAAAUGUUUAAGAGAGGCCAGAGAUCGUGAUCGUGAUGCGGAGCUGUUGCGAGAGCUGGUCCCGGAACGAAUUGUGGAGACAGAUGGCUUGCAAGGUGCAGCACGAGAAUUCACAAGUCGCCUUGCGGGAAUUGCGAGUUUAGUUGUCUUGGAAGCACCAAGUCUUCAAGGUGCAGCUAGCCACUAUGACGGACCUCCACUGUGUGGCGAGAUGCCCUUGCAUGAGCCAGCUGAAUGCCCUGCCGGUGCAUCAACCAAUGACUUGAAUGCAGUGUUUCAUCCUCGUGCAAGAACUCCGAUGCGGAUUCAGUCAUUUGAGGAAUAUGGACGAGACGAAGCCAGUCAGGCUCCUCCACCGCAAUCUGAGAAACCUUGGCGACCAUUUCGAAUGCGCACAGACUUUGAGUUUGCUGAGAUUGCUCUAAAUGCUGCACUCAACAAAAACCAAGUCAAUGCAUUGAUCAAUAUCAUUAAUGCAGUUGCCAGUGGCAAGGCUGAAUUUACCAUAGCCAGUGAUGUGAAGCUUCACAAGUAUUGGGAACAAGCAUCAGUGCUGUUGACACCUUUUGAGCAGUACACUGUAGAUGUUCCAUACAAGAAAGAAGUCCGCAGUUUUGAGCUUUAUGGCCGUGACUUGUGGGAAUGGUGUCUUGAUUUGCUCUGUGAUCCAUGA
Molecule: messenger RNA, 789 nt
Organism: Laetiporus sulphureus 93-53
Lineage: Eukaryota; Fungi; Basidiomycota; Agaricomycetes; Polyporales; Laetiporaceae
Exons: 7
Coding region: 1-789 (262 amino acids)
Source: RefSeq, a predicted model, not a curated record